This is a messenger RNA of Lactuca saligna, 967 nucleotides long. The record is from the annotation of a GenBank genome assembly. NCBI's taxonomy places the organism in Eukaryota, Viridiplantae, Streptophyta, Magnoliopsida, Asterales, Asteraceae.
AUGGCAAUGGUUUCUGCUGUUCAGGAAGCCCAGAAAGAUAAUCUCAUAAACUUUAGUGACUACAUGAUGACAAUUUUAGAGGAUGACUGGCAAAAGGAAAAAAGGGACUUUCUUCACAGCUUGAGCCGCAUCUCCAGUUUAGCAAGGACCAAUGUAACUGAUUCAAGCAUUGGGGCUAACCGAUCAGGGCCAAUAUUAUCUCUAUUUUCUAGUCCUCACAUUUCAUCUGGUCCUUCUAACAUGGAGCUUUUGGCAAUAGUUGAUAAAAAGGCUGCAACAUAUGUCCAGGUUGUGAGAAAACUCAAUGAUGCAAGAAAACGUAGUUUAGAAUAUAAAUCAGCUACUGCUUUUAAGAAUGCAUAUGAUCACAAUCUUGGCCUGGAUUCUUCUAGUGGUAACUCAGUUACCAUGAACAAGAUCUGGCAUCUAAUUCAGGGUUCGCACAUAGAAGGAAGUGAAAGUCGAUCGGAGAAGAAGGGGUUUGCAGAGAGAAAGAAGGGAGAGAAUGAAGUCGAUUUGGCGGGUGUAGAGAAUCUAAAAAUUAGUAAAGAUCCGCCAUAUAUACUUUGGUGUUUCGAAGAUUAUGCUGUUCGACUGUCACUCACACAAUACAUUGAUCUGUAUGCUGUUGUCAGCCAAGUAGAAUCAGAUCGUUAUCAGUUAGGUGUUCAUAACAUUUCAAGGGUUGGUUUUGUUGGAUUGUCCGAGGCCCCUAGCUUGAGAAGGAUGAAGUGGUUGGCUGAGACGAAUCCUUAGAAGAUGAGAUAAAAGACGAAAGGAAGGCUCCCCUGCUGAAUUUGCUUGGGUGAUAUCCUCUACCAGCCACAUGUGUGCAUCACAGAUGCCAAUUACUUCAGUCAAUAAAGCCGGACCAUAUGGAUUACAUUAACUGUAUAGGCCUCUUAUGUUUAGUGUAUUAGAUAAAUCGUCAAAAGGUUAAACAUGAACUUUUGUUAUAACAGAGGCC